AUGACCCUCGCACGGAUACUCUUACGCUCAACGCUGCGGUCAAGGAACGGUCACUGCACCGCCACGACAAGACCCCUGCUCGCCUGUUGCAGCAGUAGUCAGUUUCAUUCUUCCGCAUUCCUCGAAAAAGCAUCCGUCGUCGAAUGGGGCUAUGGCUCCAAAGAAAUGAACAUCUUUGAAAGCGACUCUGUCAUCCCCCAGGGAUUGAACAAGACACAAAUUGCAGCAGGCGCCUCGCACAGGUUGAUCGCCCUCUCUGGCGAAAGCGAAUCAGGAGUACUGGGCGAAGGCAUGAACCACAGUGGACAACUUGGCAACGGAACCCGUGGCGAUACCUCUACCUUCAGCGCCAUUGACACCUCAGGGAUGGAUGUCCUCGCUGUUGCCUGUGGACGUGAACAUUCCAUGGUACUCAUGCGACCCCAGGACGAGGAAGCGUUCUAUCUCAGCGAGACUCUGGGCAAUGAAGAAGUGUCAGCAGAUACUGAUUCGGCAGUUCCACCACAGGCAGGAGUGUCAAAGACGCUUUUGUUUGGGUUUGGAAACUCUAUGUAUGGACAGCUGGGGCUGGGCGGGUCUAAGGAUACGCUUGCGAAGGAGUUGGCGGGGCAGCAAGUUGCUGGGUUUGUGUUUGAGCCUUCGCCUACUGCAAUUGAGCUGCCUGACCCGGAGGAGAACGUUGUCCAGGUUCAGUGUGGACUUGAUCAUACCAUCAUCCGAACAAAUCAGGGCAAUUUGUACUCAAUGGGGUGGGGUGCAGAUGGUCAACUGGGUCUGGGACCUGAGUCAAGUUCUGACCGCGCGGUGCCAACAUUAAUUGAGCGUCUGAGCUGGAAGGGCAGGGGCAAGGACCUGGGACACGUCAAGGAGAUCUCUUCUUCAACUGACUUCACAUUGGCGCUUAUGGAGAACCACCAACUUUGGAUCUGGGGCAAUGCAGAGUACGGCCAAUGCAUGGUCAACAAGAAGAUCGAUCGCAUUCUGGAACCGAUGCACAUCCCACACCCAAUCCCCUCUUCAGAAACAAUCGCCUCCGUCGCCGCUGGAGGCACCUUCGGACUCCUCUUGACCCAAUCCGGAAAGGUCUACACCUGUGGAUACGGAGCACUUGGAUUAAGACGCGACAAGAACCAGAUCCUCAUGCCGGAGCAAAUUGCGGGACUUGAGGGCGUCCGCAAGAUUGUUGCCAGUACUGAUUAUGCCGCCGCGAUCACAGAUAAAGGAGAUCUGUAUACUUGGGGAACGGACGGCAAGACAGGGCGGUUGGGUCACGGUGACUUUGAGCACUGCUUCGAGCCAAGGCGGGUCAAGAUGCCUCAAGAAAAGGAUGGUCAUAAAGCCAUCGUUCAUGAUGUUGCCCUUGGACAAGACGGUGCCCUCGCCAUCGUUGAGACAAAGUGA
Messenger RNA from Linnemannia hyalina, 1401 nucleotides. Lineage: Eukaryota; Fungi; Mortierellomycota; Mortierellomycetes; Mortierellales; Mortierellaceae. The record is from the annotation of a GenBank genome assembly.